Molecule: messenger RNA, 2666 nt
Organism: Pongo pygmaeus (Bornean orangutan)
Lineage: Eukaryota; Metazoa; Chordata; Mammalia; Primates; Hominidae
Gene: ZNF487
Product: zinc finger protein 487
Exons: 4
Coding region: 782-1402 (206 amino acids)
Biological process (GO): regulation of DNA-templated transcription
Source: RefSeq, a predicted model, not a curated record
CGGCCUUAGCGGCGUUUGCCGCUCUUGUGCGGACACCAGUGCACGCCUUAGUGGUGACUACCGGGACGCUUCGCGCUCCAGGAAGGAGGCGGGCACCGCCCGCUCUACCACAGUCUGGGAGCUGGACCUCGGGGCUCGCCGCUCUGCCUGCCCACUAAAAGCCCAUUCGGGGGAAGUCCAGUGUUGCGUGGUUACAGUACUGAGCCCCAGACAUCGUUGCCAAGUGUAACGCAGGCUCUGUUUUAUCCUGGGGCACUUGUAGUCAGGGUUCGUGGGCCCGCACUUCAUAAUGGAGGGCUGUGGGCCUCGUCUGAACCGUCCAGCCAGUGUGUCCUCAGUCGUCUUGGUUGGGUUUUUGAAGGACCAACCCGAGAUUCUGGGGCACAGGGAGUUACAAGACUUGGGGCCCUGAUGUAAGCCCCAAAUAAAAUGAUUUUGGCCUCUAGGGCCAGAUCCUAGUUUCUAAAAACAGAGCAGCACUUGUAAGGUAGAGGAAGCAUGGCCCACCUGAAUGGGGACCUCUCACCAGAGUUUCACAGCAGCGGAGGACGAGGCUGAGAAAGAGCACGGCCCAGAUUUGCACGGAGAGGCAAUAUGUAAUGCCUGUGCUCCACAAGCCACCCCAGCUGACUCAACGGGAGUUUUGCUCUAGCUGUCAGAGAGAAUGAAAACAAAUGUACUGUUCUAGGGAUCAGUGUCCUUCAGUGAUGUGGCUGUGGGCUUCACCCAGGAGGAGUGGCAGCAUCUGGACCCUGCUCAGAGGACCCUGUACAGAGAUGUGAUGCUGGAGAACUACAGCCUCCUCCUCUCAGUGGGAUAUUGCAUUACCAAACCAGAGGUGGUUUGCAAGUUGGAGCGUGGAGAGGUGCUGUGGAUAUUAGAGGAAGAGUCCCCAAGUCAGAGCCACCUAGACUGCUGCAUAGAUGAUGACCUGAUGGAGAAGAGACAGGAAAAUCAAGACCAGCAUUUGCAGAAAGUUGAUUUUGUCAACAACAAAACACUGACUAUGGACAGAAAUGGUGUAUUAGGAAAAACAUUUUCUCUUGACACAAACCCCAUUCUAUCAAGAAAAAUACGUGGCAACUGUGACUCAUCUGGAGUGAAUUUGAAUAAUAUUUUGGAAUUAAUUAUUAGUAAUAGAAGCUCCUUUGUAAGGAACCCUGCUGAGUGUAAUGUACAUGGGAAAUUUCUCCUCUGUAUGAAACGUGAGAAUCCUUAUGCCAGAGGGAAACCUUUGGAAUAUGAUGGAAAUGGGAAAGCCAUCUCUCAGAAUGAGGACUUAUUUAGGCAUCAGUAUAUUCACACUCUUAAGCAGUGUUUUGAAUACAAUCAGUGUGGGAAGGCUUUUCAUGAAGAGGCAGCCUCAGUACCCGUAAGAGUGUGCUCAUGGGAGACCCUGUGAAUAUAAUGAACAUGUGAGAGCCUUUUCCGAUAGACCAAUAUUCAUUGUUCAUCAGAGAACUCACAUAAGGAAGAGUCACUAUGAAUUCAAUGAAUGUGAGAGGAGGUCCGGUGAGAGGCCACCUGUAAAUAAACACCACAGGGUUAUGGAGAUGGAACACUAUGAGUGUAAUGCGAGUGAGAAUAGUUUUGGCAAGAAAUCACUCCUCAUUCUAUGAAGUUACAGAGGAGAGAAAACUUUUGACUGUAAUAGAGAUUUGGAAGUAUUCUGCAAGAAGCCAAAUUUCACUCAACAUCAAGAAACACAUAUAGGAAAGAAUGCCUAUAAAAUUAAUCAGUAUGCUAGUACAUUUUGCCGUAAGCCAAAGCAUUCUGUAUAUCAGAAAACAGAUACACAAGAAAAACUCUAUGAAUGUAGUGAAUGUGGGAAAACCUUCAGCCAUAAAUCCUCUUUUAUCCUACAUCAGAGGAUACACAGAGGAGAGAAACCCUAUGAAUGCACUGAAUGUGGGAAAACUUUUGGAUAUAGGUCAUGCCUUGCAGUACAUCAAAGAACACACACGGGACAAAACCUAUGAAUGUAAUGAAUGUGGAAAAAACUUCUGUGAGAAGUCAAAUCUUCAUGUACAUCAGAGAACACACACAGGAGAGAAACCCUAUGGAUGUAACGAAUGUCAGAAAGCCUUUGGUGAUAGGUCAGCUCUAAAAGUACAUCAGAGAAUACAUACUGGCGAGAAACCCUAUGAGUGUAAGGAAUGUGGGAAAACUUUCUCCCAGAAGCCAAACUUCAUUAAUCAUCAGUGAACUCACACAGGAGAGAGACCCUUUGAAUGCAAUGAAUGUCAAAAAUCCUUCUCUGUGAAGUCAAAACUUAGAGAACAUCAGAGAAUUCACACAGGGGAGAAAUCCUAUGAAUGUAAUGAAUGUGAGAAUAUGUUCUACCACAAGUCAUCCCUCACAGUACAUCAGAGAACCCACACAGGAGAGAAACCCUAUGCAUGUAGUGAAUGUGGGAAAACCUUCUACCAGAAGUCAUCCCUCACAACACAUCAGAGAACACACACAGGGGAGCAACCCUAUGAAUAUAAUGAAACCUUUUACCAGAAUCCCAACUUCACUAAACAUCAGAGAGACGACAUAGAGGAAACCCUUGUCAACAUCCUGAAGGCUCAGAAACCUUCACCUUCUUGGACUCAUUCCAUAGCAGAAACAACCCAGGUUGGGGUGAGAACACCCAAUAAAGAUGAGAAAUCUUUUGCCUAGAA